CCAACUCCCUGACCAAAAUGGCUGACCUUUAGCUAUAAGAAGGUUCACGUCCAUUCUGGACUUCUAAUUCCUAAUUCUAUGGUUGUAGCAACCUCUGGUUCUAGUUGUACCAUCGGACAGAAUUUAAGGUUGAACAUAAACACUGGACGUAUAUUUGUCUUCAAAAUAGUUGAAUCGCGAUGAACACCGGUAAAUCGAUACGUGCUACUGUUUUAGACCUCGCUUAUUAACCAAGCUGUACAUCGACAUUUUCAAGAACAUUGCCAUGGUACCCACAGACUUUCAAGCAUUGGUCCAUCGAUUUUAUGCCGUUCAAGCUGAAAGGGUAGAAGCUUACAGGCUUUUCGACGAAGGCCAUGAAGCAUACUUGAGGACAGGGCCCCACUAUGACUUUGACCACUACAGACAGCUGGUGCACGAGAUAACGCAGGCUUUCUGCGGUCUCUCGAAGGAGGUGUUGGAGAUCAAGGAGCGGCUGCACCAAGACUUCGACCGUCCAGAUCUCUCUGAACACAUUGACAAGCUGCAGAGUAAAGAGAAGCAGAAGCUUGAGCUGACGGCCAAGCUGCAGCUGGCAAAGCAGAACGCUCAGGAUCACCCAGAAGAUGAGGGCUGUCAGGAGAAGAUCCAGGAGAUCAAGCAGGACAUCAUAAAAAAUAUAGAGGCCCUGAGUGAGAUCCUGCAGGACUUUAAAUACGACUCGGAGGAGUCUGCGUGAUGGGGACUCCCUGGAGGCUGCUGCCCAGACAGGGAUUGAUGGACUCCUCUGCUGCAACUUUCCUCUUUGUAUUCAUUUGCCUAAGUUAUUGAUCCCUCCCUUGCGCCACCUGACUGCUGCAGUUUCUUGCGGCCCAGGGUCAUUCCGUACCCUGCGUGUCUCUGUGUGUGUGGCCUUAGCAAAAAAGCAAUAUUUGCUCUUGUCCUGUCUUGUAAAUAUUUUGAAGGAAACAAAUAUUGCCUUAAAUAUACUUCAAUAAUCUAACAAUUGCUCUGAAUUUUAAUAAAAAACAUUCCAAGGCAAA
Messenger RNA from Coregonus clupeaformis (lake whitefish), 1022 nucleotides. RefSeq names its product required for excision 1-B domain containing (gene rex1bd). The record is from RefSeq and is a predicted model, not a curated record. Lineage: Eukaryota; Metazoa; Chordata; Actinopteri; Salmoniformes; Salmonidae. The transcript is spliced from 5 exons. Bases 266 to 718 code for a protein of 150 amino acids.